Molecule: messenger RNA, 279 nt
Organism: Nematocida minor
Lineage: Eukaryota; Fungi; Microsporidia
Exons: 1
Coding region: 1-279 (92 amino acids)
Source: RefSeq, a predicted model, not a curated record
AUGUCUCGCAUAGAAAGAAUAACGAAGAGCAUACAGAACAAAUACCCACACGCAGUUGUGAACAUAAAGGACGAAACGAAGUACCACAUAGGGCACAAAGAAAUACUGGACAUCCAAAACCCGCAGGAGACCCAUCUCAACAUAACAGUGUACGAUACGGCAUUUGAAGACGCUUCGCCCAUCAGCUCGAUUCGAGAGAUAAACAGGCUAAUAAAAGACGAGUUCGCACAGGGACUGCAUGCCGUAAAGAUUGCAUGCGAAGGUGCUCCCAAAGAGUAA